AGACGAAGCUGACAUUCAACCGAGAACUACCCAGAAGAACUCCGUUUAGAAAUGUCAUAUUUUUCGUGUAUACCUUAAGAAAUAUCAUUAGAAACGCAAAUCAACCUAUAAGCGUGUUGAUUUGGGAAGUAUUAACCUGAACGUUUCGCUCUGUUGUUGAACUUUACUCGGUAACCGUUCGAGAUAGCUUCAGGAGAGCGCUGAAGCUAACAUUGCUAACUAGCUCAAAAUAGCUGUGGCGUUAGCUCGAUGCUAAGUUGUGUCGAAAUGGCGGCCAACACGACACAAACAGCACCCUCAACAAACUGGUCCUACGGUGGUGCUACCGAAGGCCAGGUUCAUGAGAAUCCAGAAUGGGAGAAAGCGAGACAAGCUUUAGCCUCCAUUAACAAAAGUCAGAAUACGACCAAGACUGCACAAGCUACUGCAACAACAGAGGCCAGUCAGUUUCAGCAAGGAGCGACAGAAGCUCUUCAGCAGCAGCAGUACUAUCAGUGGUACCAGCAAAAUCAGCAACAGUACCCUGGAUAUACCUACCCUUAUAAUUACUACUACCCCAUGGCACCAUAUGGUGGAGCGUAUCCUCCAAACCAAUACAAUGUACCACAAGGGCAUUUUCCAGGAUCUCCAGCUACAAAUGGACAGCCUCCUCCAGUUCCUGGAAUUGAAGACCAGUCAGCCAGUUUCUCUUCUCAGCCCCAGCCUCCACCCCCUUCCACUCCCCAACCACCCCAAAGCCCCUCUGAAAAACCCCCUCCUCCCCCACCCAUUCCUCCCCCACCCAACACCCAGUACCCCCCACCCCCCUCCCAGAAUACCUAUAACCCACCAAACUCUAUGUCAUAUCAACCUUCUGACCCUAACCAGAUGCAGGUAUACAAUCAUUCACAGGGAAGGUCUGGUUAUGGGCAGGGCUUUCAGUCUCAAAACAAGUAUCCAGCUACUGGUGCUCCACAACAGCAGCCGGGCCAGUUUGGCCCUGGUGCUGGAAGAGGAGAGGCUAACAAGGCGAAAAACCAGAAGCAAGGACAGCAACUUUGGCACCGCAUGAAACAAGCCCCAGGGACUGCUGCUCUUAAAUUCAAUUUUCCCAAAAGACCAUAUCAGGUUCCGUGCUCUUCAGCCAAUCAGGCUUUUUCUUCUGGGGACCAGGCCUCAGGAGUGAACCCCUCUCCUUCUUCACCUGCUGCUGCCACUGCAGCACCUGGAGUUCCACAGCCUCGCCCACAGGACUGGCCCCAGGCAAUGAAGGAAUAUGUGCAGCGAUGCUUCACUGCCUGUGAGACAGAGGAAGACAAAGAUCGAACCGAGAAAGUGUUGAAGGAGAUUUUACAGGACCGGCUGAAGGAUGGCUCUGCGUACACCAUAGACUGGACCAGAGAGCCUUUACCUGAGCUUAAAGCUAAAUCUCGCUGGGAGAGUCAGCGGUCGUCGGAGAGCUCUAUGGGUCGUGGUGGGAGCACAGGAGCUGCCUCUAGAGGAAGAGGACACAGAUUAGGAAAUUAUAGAAAUAUCUUCACACAGAGAAGUCCUUCAUCUAGUUCUUCUCAUUCCUCCUCCCGCUCACCUUCCCCCUCUCACAGCCGUCAUCGGGAUCGCAGCAACCAAAGGCACAGGAGAAGUGACUCCGGCUCACAGUCAGACAGCAGCAUGUCCAGUGACCUGCGCCCACAGCUGUCAAGGCGAGGUCAGAAAGGGGCUCGUGGCCGUGGAAACAACAGAGACCGCGGGCGGGGCAGAGGAAGCAAAGCAAACAGAGGCAGAAGAAACAUGGAAGAUACAAGUUCCCCUAUUCCUAAGAAAAGGAAAGGAGGAAAUGCAGGUCUUGACUUCCACGACCCAAACCGUGAGGCCAAAAAACAGAGCCGAGCAGCUCGGUUUCACAAACAGCUCCGCUCUGAGCCUCUGGUGCUUUCCAUCAACACCUUGGAGUUGCCUGAUGGGACACAGGAGGGACUCAACUGGGAAGACUGUCCCAUUGUGGGAACCUGUCAGGAUAUCACUAAGCCCUAUUUAAGACUGACCUGUGCCCCAGACCCCUCCACUGUGCGCCCCGUUCAGGUGCUGAAGAAGUCUCUUGAAGCUGUAAAAGCCGAUUGGAAAAACAAUCAAGACUACGCUUAUGCGUGUGAACAGAUGAAGUCUAUUCGACAGGACCUCACAGUCCAAGGAGUUCGUACCGACUUCACAGUGGAAGUGUACGAAUGUCAUGCUCGAAUUGCUCUUGAAAAGGGUGACCAUGAAGAGUUUAACCAGUGUCAGACACAGCUGAAGGCUUUGUAUAAGGAUAAUCCCUCUGAAAACGUUGGAGAGUUUACAGCAUAUAGAUUGAUAUAUUACAUAUUCACUAAAAAUUCUGGGGACCUCACUACAGAGCUGGUGUACUUGACUCCGGCACUCAGGGCAGAUGUGUGUGUAGCACAUGCGCUGUCACUCCGUGCUGCCUGGGCCUUAGGAAACUAUCAGCGCUUCUUUAAACUCUAUCUCCAAGCUCCUCGCAUGACUUCAUACCUCAUUGACAAGUUUGUAGAGAGGGAAAGAAAGGUCGCUCUUCGGGCCAUAGUCAAAACGUUUAGGCCUGAUUUGCCUGUGCAGUAUGUUCAGUCCACUUUAGGCUUUGAUUCUUUAGACUCCUGUAUGAUGUUCCUUACUGGGCUCGGUGUUGCCUUCACUGCCUAUGACCCCCAAAAGAUAGACUGCAAAGCUAGCACAGCUAUUCUAGCUGCCUCAUGAGCCAGGGUGUUUAGUGACCCCUAUGGACCCUUUUAUAUAUUAAAGUAUUAUAUGCACUGCACUUGAGAUCAGUAGACCAGCUGACACCCGAGCCUGCCCUCGCUUGUACAUAAUGUCCUGUCCUAACACUAGGAUUAGGUCGAGGCUGAUACAAAGUGUACACGCAACACAUUUAUCAUUUACCCACAACUAGAGUCAUUGUCAGUUAGGAAACCACUACCACUCAGGUGAUGGGAGAUCCCCAAACUGUCAAGAGCAGCUCAAGUGUCCUGAUUCAGUUAAACCACCAUUAGAUGUCAAGCUAACAGUGUUCUGUUAUGUUUUUCCUUCCCCAAGUCAACAGCUUCACGACAUGAAGAUCCAAGCCUUCUCUAAAGGGAAUAUACUGAUCAGAGACUGUUAGAUAAGUGAUAUAUUUAAUCGUUAUUCACCUGAUGAAGAUUGGAUGGUUUGUAUGUUCAGGCUGGUACCGUGUCGUAAUAUUUCUACUUCGAACCAGGAGAAAAGAAAGGACUGAGCUUUAAAGAAUGGACAAAUGGUGUAGAAGAAGAUCUUUCCUCACUGAAGCAGUUUGCCUUGGAAUAACCUCUCCCUCAGGUCUGAAUGCAGCACUCACCUUUGCAGCUGAUUAUUGGGCGUUACUCCUACAGCAGCGGAAAUACGGCUGAAUCGUGUCAAAGAGCUUUUCUAAAAGUGAUGACAGCGAGUCUAAAGUCCCGGGUCGUGUUUGAAGACUGGAUCCUCAUGUGGUUUGUAUGCAGCAGAUGGCUUGGUCAACUCUCUGGUAAGCUGAAGACUCCACGGCACCAGGAGGAAUGGAGCGUUUGCACUUUGACAUCUAUCAAAGGGAAAGGAUCUUGAAUGUGCUUUUUUAAAUUAAAUGAAUUGAUCAAUUUUAGAUUCUAGUCAGUGCCUGUUCUAAAACGUUUUUCUCAAAUCUUAGUUUCUGAAAUUAAGAUAACAAUUUAAGAUUUGUUUUUCCACAGUAAAUGAAAUUGGCUUGAGUUGAGUAUUUGUAUAAUAUAGAUUUGUCAUCAAAUAGUUCCAAAAUGGCUAAUGAUGCAAAGUAUUUUUUAUUUGAUCUUCAUUGAAAAAGUCUUUGUAAAACAGUUUUGUAUCUUUGCCAAAAAUAUUUAGAGUAAAGGCAAGUUUGUAAAUGGUGAUAUUCAGUUUUGUAGAUCAGGUGUUUUGGAACAGUGGGUUUUUGCUUCAGAACUCAGCACCUCAAAUAUGCUGUGGAAGUAAAAAUUUUAUUUUUUUUACUAAAUUGACACAAAAUGUAAUCUUUUACAUAUGGAGAAGACUGCAGAAUUAAUCCUUCUUUAGAUCUGAAAAAUUCUAAGCCACUGUCACAAACUAUGUAACAAGACCUACUGUCAAAUCACACCUGUAACAUUUGAAAACUGACUGACCCUGUUUUUUUCUCACUCUUACUCCUCCUCGUCCCCCCUCCUCUUCCUCACCUCCCCUCAAUCUGUCACCAGAGCAGCCGUGGAGCUGUGAGCGGGAAAGCCAAAGCCGCGGUCCAGACACUGCCGCGGAGAGCCAACUGUGAGCCACUCAAGCCCAAUGCUACAGAAACUAAUACGAGGAAAGCUUUAUAAUGAAAUGUUACAUUUACUGUUGCUAAUCCUAAUUUUUAUUAUUGUAUGACACCACUUCUCUUUAAUUUUCUGUUUGUUCAGAUGCACUUUUGUUUUUGAGUCCUACACUUUUGCUUUCAAACAUUGUCUUUUGUCGUUGUUUUAGUACAUGGAUGCUAAUGUGUUUUAGUGACAGUAAAACAUUUAAUGUUUAAAGUGGGUUUAGUCAAAAGUGUAACUGUGGCUAAAUAUGUAUCUGGAUAAGCAGAAAAACAUGUGAAGUCUCUAUAUUUUGACUUUUAAGCCUAAACCUGUCCCUCCACAGACCCUAAUGCUGUUAUGGUUUUAACAGUUGUUGGCUUGUGGCUCUCCACCCUUUACAAAUGCUGUCAGAUGGCUCAUGUUUCAAAAGUUAAAUCCCAGGUUUUUUGUUACAGUUGUGAAGUAUUCUCAAUGCUCAGAGUUUUCAGUAUUCUGUGCUUCAUCCUUCCAUCAGUCUGUAACUUCUCCCUAUGAUCUCUCCCUCUCUAGUUAUAUUUAUACGUAUUUUGCUUUUUCUUUCCCAACUCUCCUCUUCUUCUUGCUUCCCUUGCAUGUCCUCUCCCCCUUUGUCAUCUCAUACUUUGUUGCCAUGUGCGACGCAUCACUAGUUGUGUAUCGUCCUCCGCAUUUUGCUUUGUGAUUUUUGUUGCAGCUCACUAACGCCUAAAGGUUUACCCGCUCUCCCGUUCAUUUCAUAGGCCUCCACAGAAAAACUGCCAGCUUGUAAAUAUGUAAAUAUGAAACUUUUUUGAAAGUGAAUAAAAAUGCAAGUAUAUAGAA
Messenger RNA from Periophthalmus magnuspinnatus, 5138 nucleotides. It is a transcript of the gene leng8, whose product is annotated as leukocyte receptor cluster (LRC) member 8. The record is from RefSeq and is a predicted model, not a curated record. Gene Ontology annotation, cellular component: nucleus. Lineage: Eukaryota; Metazoa; Chordata; Actinopteri; Gobiiformes; Gobiidae. The transcript is spliced from 15 exons. Bases 250 to 2733 code for a protein of 827 amino acids.